This is a messenger RNA of Suillus subalutaceus, 339 nucleotides long. RefSeq lists its product as uncharacterized. Bases 1 to 339 code for a protein of 112 amino acids. The record is from RefSeq and is a predicted model, not a curated record. Lineage: Eukaryota; Fungi; Basidiomycota; Agaricomycetes; Boletales; Suillaceae. The transcript has 3 exons.
AUGGGGCCAGGAACACGACGUGAUACAUUAGAUGAUCAUUUCGGUAACUGGAAUUGGAAAAAGACAACAGCAUUUGACUCUCAAGGCCAUACAUUGAAGUGCAAGAUGGAAGAUGCUGUAAAGUGGGAACAGGAGCACCAUGUUGCCUUGUACGACCUGGAUGGAACUGUUCAGCCUGUGCUGCUGAACAAGUGGGGAAUCGAAUUCAAGAUGUGGGAGGAGGGACAACAUGCCCAAAUCCUUUUGAAAGCAAGCUUACUCGCCGCGGUGAGGUCACAGCUUGCAGAAGUGGAAGCACAAGAGUUGCAAGCAGGGAUAAACCACUCCACUCAACCAUGA